GACACGGAAAAUUUUCCUUAAAAUCAAAAUCAACAUCAAAAUUCCCGAAAAAUAUUAAAUUUUUGUAAAUAAACUUGUUAGUUAAUUUAUUCCCUUUAUAUAAAAAAGAAAUUAUUAUGAGUGGAGACAAUGGUGACCUCGAACCUUCCUUACGUAAUGUGAUUGACCAGAAGACUCUGAAAUGGGUCUUUGUUGGAGGUAAAGGUGGUGUUGGGAAAACAACAUGCAGUUGCUCCUUGGCUAUUCAACUUGCGAAAACACGUGAAUCAGUCUUAAUUCUAUCAACCGAUCCAGCUCAUAAUAUUUCAGAUGCCUUUGAUCAGAAGUUUACAAAAGUUCCAACCAAAGUUAAUGGAUUUGAGAAUUUAUAUGCGAUGGAAGUUGAUCCUAACGUAGGAGUGAAUGAACUACCUGAUGAAUAUUUCGAACGUGAAGAUUCUUCAUUAAAGUUAACAAAAGGAAUUUUGCAAGAAAUUAUUGGAGCUCUUCCCGGUAUUGACGAGGCAAUUAGCUAUGCUGAAGUUAUGAAGCUAGUAAAUUCAAUGAAGUUCUCUAUUGUUGUGUUUGAUACUGCACCAACAGGUCACACUUUAAGACUUCUUUCAUUUCCACAAGUAGUCGAAAAAGGGAUUGGAAAAAUGUUGCGUUUAAAGAUGAAACUUCUACCGUUCAUCUCACAGAUGGGGUCAAUAUUUGGAUUGUCAGAUUUCAAUGCUGAUUCUUUUACUUCGAAAUUGGAAGAUAUGCUACAAGUUAUAAGACGUGUUAAUGCCGAAUUCAAGAAUCCUGAUCAGACGACUUUUGUGUGCGUUUGUAUAGCAGAAUUCCUUUCCCUUUAUGAGACAGAAAGAUUAAUUCAAGAACUACUGAAAACUGGAAUUGACACGCAUAACAUAAUCGUCAAUCAACUGCUUUUCAAGAAACAAGGUCCACCAUGUUCUAUGUGUGAAGCGCGAUUAAGGACACAAUCGAAAUAUAUUGAGCAAAUGGCAGAUUUAUACGAGGACGAUUUUCAUGUCAUAAAACUUCCAUUGCUUGACAAAGAAGUUCGUGGAACUGCAAAAGUCAAAGAGUUUUCUGAAAAUCUAGUUGUUCCAUAUAAACCCUAGAAAGUUUCAUAAUCUUCUAUUUUCUAAACUUAUUUUUUAUGAAUUUAUUUUUCUGUACUAAUUUCGAGCGAUGUAUGAUUUUUUAAUUUGGAUGAGGAAAUAAAGUCUAUGACAUAAAUUAA
Clunio marinus is the source of this 1231-nucleotide messenger RNA. The record is from the annotation of a GenBank genome assembly. Lineage: Eukaryota; Metazoa; Arthropoda; Insecta; Diptera; Chironomidae.